AUGGAUACAGACGUGCACGUGGAUCUGAUUGUCGAGACGCUCAGGGAGAAACCUCUGGCAGAGCAGAUUGAAGAGGCUCUUACGGUUUUUAACAAUGGCACUCCUUCUCACAAAGAGCAAUUGGAAGUGGUGGUGACUUUGCUCAAGUACACGGUGCCAGAUGUGUAUCGACACCUCACGGCACCUACUCAGGAUGUGGUUGCCGAGGCGUUUCGCUCUACUAUCGGAUUGGGCAAUUUGCUUACGAAGAUCGAGAUGUUGCUUCGUCUGAAGGCUGAUCUUUCUCUAGAUCUUCUCCUGGUGCUCAACUGUCACACCAGGCUCCUUGAAAGAGUGCUCUCACCUGGCUUACUUCGGCAUUUGUUGGUGGGACGCCUGACUCUAGAGCAUAGAGAGGUGGACAGGUUGUUGUUUCGAGGUAAAUGCUUGUCAAUUCUCAGAGAAGCUGACUAUAAGUUGAACGGGGUAUAUAUACCGACUGUUUGCCGUGAUCUGAGCAGCUACGCUUCCUAUCUCUGCCACGAGUUGCUUUCGGUGCAUAAAGAUUGUGAAACUAAACUUUUAAACAUGCUAAUACACUCUCUUCAGGGCGUCAGCCAUGAUACCGCAUUUCAGUUCUUCGACACCAUGUUUGCACCAAACAAUUUGUCGUUUUUACGGACUUGCGUGUUUGACAUGAAACGAUUCGAGAGGAAAAGUAUUCUUCUAAAGUUUAUUCAGUUCGUCCAGAAUGCGUAUCUUCGUAAAGAUAUUCAGGAUCUCGUCCCUGCUAUAUUCAGCCUCACACACUACUGUUUCGACAACACUGUCUGGGAUAGUAUCAUGAUGGAAUCGAUAAUAAGCCGCUCAAGCUACUCCGUCAAUACUUUGGCUGCACAUUUGGCGAAAAGAGGGCUAGACGAUGACAACUUUAUAUCACUCGUGCAUAAGAACUUCCAAGUUUGGGGAAACGCCAUCCACAUGAAGGGGGAACCAAUUGUUGUUCAAGGCUUCAGAACACACCUUCUAGUCAGCCUUUGUGCUUUGGUGCCUAAGGAAAUCCUACAAACCGUUCUUCGAGAAAAAUCAUUUUUGGAUGCUAUCUCGAACAGACUCCAAGCCCUUUCAGAUAGAGUGAGGAGCCUAGGGGUGUAUUUGGCAGAUAAGCUUUGUGUAUUUGCUAAUCAGGAACGUAUCUUUAACAUGGAGGUCUCGUCUUUAGGAGUGGCUUUUCCUGAACCUAUAACAUAUUUUCAGCAAUUACUGCUCAAAGAGGCGUGGGAUCUACUUGAAGCUCCAACGAUAGAGCAGCCACUUCCAGACGUUGAUGAGCUUCUGCAGGCUUUGAAGCAAUCUCUUCGACAUGACAAGGACAAGGCGAUGAAUGAGGCCGAUGCUCAGAUGAGUGACGAGGAAGAUGACCCAACAUUGCUGACAACUGCAAAGGUUCAGUCUCCUUUGUACAUACGUGAUCUUCUAGCUUAUCUUCUGACAGAUACGAAAGCGCCUCAAGCGUACGAGAAGAUCCAAAGUGCGCUUAUUUCAGCCCCCAAUCUCCUUCGACAGAAGAAAGCUUUCGGCAACGAGGUCGCUUUCUACGCAGAAGAGCUACUUAGCAGAUUGGCCGGGAUGACCAACUACUUCGAGGAUAAAAACUUUGAGACGUUGAGACUAAACGCAAUGUUGGCAGUGGUGGUUAGUCAUCCACCUGUCACCACACAUCUUUGUCAUUUAUUACUUACUGGAGACUACUCUUUACAACAACGAAUGUGUCUCCUUUCAGCAAUGUCGCUUGCAGCCCGAGAGUUACGAGGCUAUAGGGAUGAGGCUGUUGCUCGUAGCUAUAGUUUGCAAAGCUUUCCGACUCAAAUGCUUCCCAGAAAUCUUCACCAACAUUACUUGGUUGCCGGCGGGCAAAAAUUGGAGGAGUAUAAUGAUCUGGCAAUUCAAUCCGAGAUUCAGGACAUGUUGAUAGGAGAGACGUCUGAGAAUGCCAAAGACGAACUAGCUGGGGGUCGAAUCCUCCGUGUUUCCGCCGGGCUACAAAAGAAAACAAAAGACAGCUCUCAGCCACUAGUCGCCAAGGAUGCACUAAUACAGUUUAACAAGUCCGUUGGAAAAACAUUCUUUUUUCCACUUUUGGCCAUUUGGUAUCAAAGCGGAGGGAUCAAUAUUGGUGAAUACACUCCGUUAUUGGUAGCUCAUUAUAUUAAAACACUUUCUUUGAUACUCCACUCGGCAUACCCUUCUGCUGCCGAUCUAUUCGACAUGGCUCGUGAAUUCCUCAUGUUUCUUGUUCUGUUGCUUCCGACACUUGGUGCUGAUCAGACUCAGAUGCUAGAGGGUGUUUGUACUGGCGUUCUUCUCGUCAUGGAAGUUGUUGAUAGCAACAUACUAGUUACCGAGAUGCUGGCAGAUCUUGCCAAAGUUCAGGCCCAUUUUGCAACUAUAUGGGAGAACAUUAUAGAUGAAAGGGUUAAAAGUCUAUGCGCUGGUUUGAUGCUUCGACUAGAUGAACUACAGCAUAAAUUUGAAAGGACCAUCAUGGAUCAAAUGAACCGUGGAUUUAUUUAA
Molecule: messenger RNA, 2553 nt
Organism: Candidozyma auris
Lineage: Eukaryota; Fungi; Ascomycota; Pichiomycetes; Serinales; Metschnikowiaceae
Exons: 1
Coding region: 1-2553 (850 amino acids)
Biological process (GO): telomere maintenance via telomerase; protein stabilization
Cellular component (GO): cytosol
Molecular function (GO): telomeric repeat DNA binding; Hsp90 protein binding
Source: RefSeq, a predicted model, not a curated record